AUGGGUCCGCCUGGAAUACCGCCUGGCACCAUCGUAUUCGGUCCCAAGGGCAAUUGCUCACUCCCCAUCUGCCCUGUGAAAUAUUCCGUCUACGGCUACCGUCCAUCCCUGGCCGCGAAUUCAGCAUUCAUUGCCCUUUUCGCCGUUGCGGGCGUUAUUCAUCUCUAUCAAGGCAUCCGCUGGAAAUCAUGGAUGUUUAUGGGCAGUAUCAUUAUCGGCUGCGUCUCUGCCAUCCUGGGAUACAUUGGCCGUGUCAUGAUGUACACGAACCCGUUCAACUUUUCAGCCUUUAUGCUUCAAAUCAUCUGCGUCACAACGACUCCCAUCUACUUUUGCGCCGCCAUUUACGUCACACUGGCCCAAGUCAUCACCACAUUCUCACCAGCCCUCUCCCGCUUUAAGCCAAGCUACUUUUACUGGGUUUUUGUCCCUUGCGACUUCCUGUCGCUGGUCAUUCAGGCCGCCGGCGGCGCCUUGUCCGUCGCAUCUGCUGGGACCAGCCAAAUUGGUGUUGAUCUUGCGCUGGCUGGCCUCUCUUUCCAAGUCUUCACCAUUUGCAUUUUCUGCGGCUUCAUGGGCGAGUACAUGUACCGAUACUUCCGAUCCGGCAGGGCCAGGGGCAUGUAUGGUUGGAGAUUGUACACCUUCUUUAUCUUUCUGUCUCUUGCCAUUCUGCUCCUCACUAUUCGUUGCGUGUUCCGUCUGGUCGAGCUGCGCCAGGGCUAUCGCGGGAAAUUAGUCAAGGAAGAAUCGCUCUUCAUUGCGCUUGAGGGAGUGUCAGUCUUUUCCCCAAAUCUUUCCACUUCACUCGUCUCAUACUAUGCUCUUGCUAAUAACGGCGCUCACAAAACAAUAGGCUGGUUUUGGCCUCUGCCUUUGCCCUCAUGCUUGGACACCCAGGCCUCAUCUUCAAGGAGCAUACCAACGGUCACCGUGAAAUCCGGCCGGAUUCCGGAACUAUUCCACUAA
Molecule: messenger RNA, 969 nt
Organism: Cordyceps militaris CM01
Lineage: Eukaryota; Fungi; Ascomycota; Sordariomycetes; Hypocreales; Cordycipitaceae
Product: parasitic phase-specific protein PSP-1
Exons: 2
Coding region: 1-969 (322 amino acids)
Cellular component (GO): plasma membrane; fungal-type vacuole
Source: RefSeq, a predicted model, not a curated record